AUGCCCCAGCACGUCGCAAAAGGAAGAGCCCAGGGUCUGCGCCAUGUGCUGCCGGCACCAGCCCAGCGGCCACCAGUGACAGCAGCUCCGGACCCUCCUCCAGCUCCUAAGAGGCAAAACAUGGUGACCGCAGCCUGCAUCGCCUGUCGCAAACAAAAGACAAAGUGUUCUGGCGAUAGGCCGGCUUGUAGUCGCUGCGUCCAGCGAAACGCUGAGUGCCAGUACACCACACAACCUGGAGAAACGGAAGCUCAAGCAUGGCAACGAGCAUACAAGGACAUGCAGCGUAAAAGAACAGCUCACGAAGAGUUAUUUCAUCUCUUGAAGAAUUUACCCGACCGAGAGGCUGGCCAUGUCUGGCGUCAAAUCAGAGAAGGCAUUGACGCGACGUCACUUCUCAACUACCUCAAAACAGGGAAUGUGUUAUUGCAAAUGGCUGUUGCUCCCGAAACGCGCUUUCGUUAUGAGCUCCCAUACCGAACAGAAAUGCCCGAAUACUACCUUGGGGAUAAUCCCUAUAUAGAUUCAAUGAUUUACGGGCGUCUUCGCUCUAUCCCACAACUGAGCGCUCUAAGAUUCCAGAUCCCAUUCCAUGCUGCUGAAGUUAUUGACCCUCGACUGACUGAUGCGAAAAUUUCCUCGUGGACCGCUGUUUGCAAAGACGACGGGCUUAUGCGACAGCUUCUCUCAGUCUUUUUGAGAUGCGAGUAUCAUUUGACAUCAGCAUUUCAGAAAGACUAUUUCUUAGAUGACUUGGUGGCGAAUCGACACAAGUUCUGCUCAUCUCUGCUCGUCAAUGUUGUUCUUGCUUAUUCUUGCGUCUGCUACCCGGGCUUCCCAGACCGUGCCGAAUACUGGAAUCCCAAAGCGCUUGUGUAUCGCUUCAUUAUGGAAGCGAAGCGCAUCUGGGAGCUUGAAAGCCAUGAGCCAAAGAUUACAACAAUUCAAGCCGGAAUAGUCUUCACUGUCUUCCACAAUCUCUGCGGUUUAGACGAAAUCGGACAAGCAUAUAGGAUCCAGGCCAUAGACCUAGCUCAUCAAAUGCAGCUCUUUGACAGCACCGUAGGCGGUCGCAGCCUUAAAAUGCAGAGGAGCAUGGCGUUCCUCGCAUGGACCUUAUUCAAUUGGGAAACGCUUGUUGCCUUCUCCUUCAUGUUCACUCCACUACUCAAGGAGCCUCCAAACUGGGCUCUGCCGGAUCCUACUCAAGAUGGGAAUUGGUAUGGGGAGAUAUGGCUCAAAUAUCCGUUGACCGAUACCCUUUCGCCGUCUUAUUUCGGCACCGUUUUUCGAGCAAAAUCUCAUUUCCGAAUCAUCAUGAACGAAUUUUGUUGCAUAUUAUAUUCAGAAGGCUCUCAAGUAACUGUAGAAAAAGCCUAUGAACUUUUGAAGAGACUGAAGCACUGGUAUCACGGCUUGCCAGGUCCACUCCAGCCAAAGACAAUCGUCCUCCCUACACACUUACAACUUCACAUUCAUUAUCAUUAUCUGAUCAUAUCAAUCUUUGAACCUUUGAUGGACGCACAAACAGACCAAGAGCCACCACCGCGGCAAGUAGUUGCUGAAGCCAAGAAACACCUUCAGACGCUGAUCCGACUCUACUAUCUCCGUCACGGAUACGAUGCUAUGGACCUCUUCGUUGUCAUACCGCUUAUGCUGGCCGGAUCUGAGUGCGUCGAAGCCAUCAAUGACCAAACACCCCCAGCCGAACUAGAGCUCCUACGCUCUACGCUUAUCCUGGUAGCAAAGGGCUUGUACAGUCAACGCCGGAAUCAUUAUUUAGCCGAAGCACUGUUCCGCGUCAUCCGGGGACGAAUGCGUCCGUCGGAACUUUCUCUGUUGAAGAAUACGAUGAAGAUAGACGAGAGAGAAUGGGAUGAGAAGAGUAGCAUGGUGCAAGAGGUGCGAAGUGCGUGGCCGGUGAGCGUGGUCAAAAAGAAGGAAGAGAUAGACUCUCAGAAAUUGACGAACCUCGUGGAGAAUUAUGGUAACUUAAACGUAGAAGGGAGUUCCGACGCUAAGUCAAGUUAA
Messenger RNA from Trichoderma breve, 2031 nucleotides. RefSeq names its product fungal zn(2)-Cys(6) binuclear cluster domain-containing protein. Gene Ontology annotation, molecular function: zinc ion binding; DNA-binding transcription factor activity, RNA polymerase II-specific. Bases 1 to 2031 code for a protein of 676 amino acids. The transcript is spliced from 6 exons. The record is from RefSeq and is a predicted model, not a curated record. Lineage: Eukaryota; Fungi; Ascomycota; Sordariomycetes; Hypocreales; Hypocreaceae. Gene Ontology annotation, biological process: regulation of DNA-templated transcription.